Messenger RNA from Syngnathus acus (greater pipefish), 928 nucleotides. RefSeq names its product mitochondrial ribosomal protein S18A (gene mrps18a). The transcript is spliced from 6 exons. NCBI's taxonomy places the organism in Eukaryota, Metazoa, Chordata, Actinopteri, Syngnathiformes, Syngnathidae. Gene Ontology annotation, molecular function: structural constituent of ribosome; small ribosomal subunit rRNA binding. Gene Ontology annotation, biological process: mitochondrial translation. Bases 23 to 637 code for a protein of 204 amino acids. Gene Ontology annotation, cellular component: ribosome; mitochondrial small ribosomal subunit. The record is from RefSeq and is a predicted model, not a curated record.
CGGGCAAGGUCAGAAAUCCAAGAUGGCGGCCCGCGGUCUUUUGCGAUCCGUCUGGAGCUCGUUUACGACCUUUAACGGCGGUAUUAGUGGACAUUUAGCUGCGCUGCAAAGGACACCGCAACUGUUGCAUUCAGUCUGUCUAAGGAGAGGAAUCCGGCAAGUCGUGGAAAAGCACGAGGACAGAACGGUGACUAUUGAAGGAAAAAUAUUGGAAACUGCAGCCGCACCUGACCCUCCAAACCCCAGUGCCAAGUGUCCAAUUUAUAGAUGGAACCUGCAGCAUAAAUACAACUACAUGGAUGUGUUGCUACUUAGUCAGUUCAUCAGGUCAGAUGGAGGGAUGCUACCCAAAAGAGUCACAGGUCUUUGUCCUGAGGAGCAUCGCAAAGUUGCCGUGUGUGUGCAAAUGGCUCACAGGGCAGGUUUGCUUCCCAACCACAGACCCAAACUUCCAGAGGGCCACAUUCCAAAGCCCAAACCUCAACUCAACAGAUACCUGACCCGCUGGUCCAUCAAAUCAGUCAAGCCCAUCUACAAACGCGGGCUAAAAUGGUGCAAGAAACGCAUGGCUGUUGGAAGCUCCCUGCUCAAGGAUAACGUGCGAUAUGGCCCCAGGCCCAUUUACACUAAACACUGAAGGAUGCCUGUGUCGCAGCUGCUGGAACUACAGAUUUAAAUCAGGGUGAGGACUCGUCUAGACCAUUUAAUUCAGCCUCCCAUGUAAUUUUGAAAACAAAAAACAAACUCAGAGUUUUUUGCAUCUAAAGUUAGCAUGAUUUGGGAGGAUUGAAAUGUAGGGAAAAAAACGUAAUCAUUUUGAUUGCUGUCUGUUUGCGCCAGGCAAAUGGAUGCAACAACCGUUUAUAUUACAUUCUUAUUUUUAUGAGUGUGACAUCUUCCAUCUACUUUGUUGAUCUUCUUAAAAAAA